This is a messenger RNA of Pezoporus flaviventris, 3349 nucleotides long. RefSeq names its product hedgehog interacting protein (gene HHIP). Lineage: Eukaryota; Metazoa; Chordata; Aves; Psittaciformes; Psittacidae. The coding region runs from base 549 to 2642 and encodes 697 amino acids. The transcript is spliced from 13 exons. The record is from RefSeq and is a predicted model, not a curated record.
GCCGGGUGACGUGCAGGGCGCGCGGUGGCAGCACCUCCCCGCGCGCGGCUUAAAAAGAAGAAGAAAAGAGGGAGCGAAACAUGAGAGCCCUCGCGAGCCGCCGCCAGCAGCAGCAGCCGCAGCCGCAGCGGAGGGGGCAUCGCCCGGCACGGCCGCCGCCGUCGUCCCGCCUCGGGGACACCCUUCCUAUGGGACGACAAGUGAACGGCUGCUGCCGCCCGCUGCCCGGCCCGCCCCGAGCCUCGGCGCCUCGGCGCGGCAGCUGCUAAACCUGGUGCCGCUUGCGCAAGUUCGCCGACCCCGAGCAUCCUCCCGCCGCGGGCGCGGAGGCUCGUUGCCCAGCUCCUUGCCUCUCCGCGCCCGCCUUUUUGGAAGCGGGGGUGACCGAAGUGCUUUUUAAUUGCCGCCGCUCUUAUUCUCCUCCAGACUUUUCUCUUUCUGGGGGAGGGAGGUGGUUUCCUGAGCUGAAGUGCAAAGAGAAGUCCGUGGGAUUCCCCUCCUCUGCCCCCACCCCCCUUUUUUUGGUGCAUUCACACGCUCCCUCAGGCAUGAUGCUCAAGAUGCUGCCGUUCAAGCUGCUGCUGGUGGCCGUGGUUCUGUGCUUCUUCGAGGGGGAUGCCAAGUUUGGGGAGAGCGGCGCCCGCAGGAGAAGGUGCCUCAACGGGACCCCUCCGCGGCGGCUGAAGAAGCGCGACCGGCGGGUGCUGUCCCCGGAGGCCCCGGCCGGCGGGGAGGCGAUGUGCCGCGGCCUCUACCCUCGCCUGUCCUGCUGCUCCCGCUCCGACGCGCAGGGGCUUCUGCACGCCGAGGCGAAGAUACCUUCUGUUACCAACAACACAGAAUGUGCGAAGCUACUGGAUGAAAUCAAGUGUGCACACUGCUCACCUCAUGCUCAGAACCUAUUCCACUCACCUGAAAAAGGGGAAACACCUGAAAGAGAACUAACUCUUCCCUACCUGUGCAAAGACUAUUGUAAAGAAUUCUAUUAUACUUGCAGAGGUCACAUACCAGGUUUUCUCCAAACUACAGCUGAUGAGUUUUGCUUUUACUAUACAAGAAAGGAUGGUGGUGUAUGCUUUCCAGAUUUUCCAAGAAAACAAGUGCGAGGGCCAGCUUCUAACUCCCUGGACCACAUGGAAGAAUAUGACAAAGAGGAAGAGAUCAGCAGAAAACACAAGCACAACUGCUUCUGUAUUCAGGAGGUUGUGAGUGGACUGAGGCAGCCUGUUGGAGCAGUACAUAGUGGGGAUGGAUCCCAUCGCCUCUUUAUUCUUGAGAAAGAAGGAUAUGUGAAGAUUUUCAGUCCUGAAGGAGACAUACUCAAGGAACCUUUUUUGGAUAUACACAAGCUUGUUCAAAGUGGAAUAAAGGGAGGAGAUGAAAGAGGACUGUUAAGCCUUGCAUUCCAUCCCAAUUACAAGAAAAAUGGAAAGCUGUAUGUGUCUUAUACCACCAACCAAGAACGGUGGGCUAUUGGACCUCAUGACCACAUCCUUAGGGUCGUAGAAUACACAGUAUCCAGGAAAAAUCCACACCAAGUUGAUAUGAGAACAGCAAGAGUGUUUUUAGAAGUAGCAGAACUACAUCGAAAACACCUAGGAGGACAGCUUCUGUUUGGCCCAGAUGGUUUCCUAUAUAUUUUUCUUGGAGAUGGCAUGAUCACUCUAGAUGAUAUGGAAGAGAUGGAUGGUUUAAGUGAUUUUACAGGUUCUGUAUUGCGCCUCGAUGUAAAUACUGAUCUGUGCAAUGUCCCUUACUCCAUACCACGGAGCAACCCACAUUUUAAUAGCACAAACCAACCUCCUGAGAUUUUUGCACAUGGACUUCACAAUCCAGGCAGAUGUGCUGUGGACCGCCACCCAACAGAUGUAAACAUCAAUUUAACAAUACUUUGCUCAGAUUCAAAUGGAAAGAACAGAUCUUCAGCAAGAAUCUUACAAAUAAUAAAGGGUAAAGACUAUGAAAGUGAGCCUUCACUUUUAGAAUUCAAACCAUUCAGCAGUGGAUCCUUGGUUGGUGGAUUUGUCUAUCGAGGCUGCCAGUCUGAAAGACUCUAUGGAAGUUAUGUAUUUGGAGACCGCAAUGGAAAUUUUUUAACACUGCAACAGAGUCCGGCAACCAAACAGUGGCAAGAGAAACCCCUCUGUCUUGGCAACACUGGUUCAUGUAGAGGUUUCUUUUCAGGCCCUGUCUUGGGAUUUGGUGAAGAUGAAUCAGGUGAGAUUUACAUAUUAUCAAGCAGUAAAAGUAUGACACAGCCUCACAGCGGGAAACUCUACAAGAUCAUCGACCCAAAAAGGCCUUUAGUCCCUGAAGAAUGCAAAAGAACAGCUCAGCCUGCACAGAUACUGACAUCUGAAUGCUCAAGGCAUUGUCGGAACGGGCACUGCACUCCCACAGGAAAAUGCUGCUGCAAUCAAGGCUGGGAAGGAGAAUUCUGCAGAACUGCAAAAUGUGACCCAGCCUGUCGACAUGGAGGUGUCUGUGUAAGGCCUAAUAAAUGCUUAUGUAAAAAAGGCUAUCUCGGCCCCCAGUGUGAACAAGUGGAUAGAAACAUCCGAAGAGUGACAAGGGCAGGUAUUCUUGAUCAGAUCCUAGACAUGACAUCCUAUUUGCUGGAUCUAACCAGCUAUAUUGUAUAGUUUCUGGGACUAUUUGGAAACUACACUUUCAACGGGCAUUUGUUUUGAAUCCUGUCAUUUUUAAAAGACUCUUGUCCUGCAACAAAAACCAGUGAUUUGAUUUACUUUAUUAAUUUAAGUAUAAUAUCCACAAAUGUGCAGGUAAAUUCUUUGUGUGUGUGUCAGUAUUUCUGUACGUCUCCCCAGACGUACCGACUGCCAAUAUGCACACACAUACACAGGCACGCACUAUCACAAAUGCGGUUUUAUGGCUAGUGGAAUUUUUUUUAAUAUUUAUUUCUUCAUGAGAAAUAGUUUACGAAGUAAUUCCACUGUAAAUCACAUUUCUGUCAAGGGACUUUUCGUGGUGUCUUAAUGGAUUCUUUGACAUCCCAGAAAUCUCAUGUCUGUACCUAUGUGAUUAUGGCGGUGAGAGAGCAGUUUUCAAACAUCGGUGUAUAAGCUGCUGCUUAAUAAAAUCCAGUUGUAAUGGUUUCUAAGGUGAACUGAACUCCAUCAUGAGACAAUAUUUGAGAACUCCUUAAUGCAUUCCUAUCGAGGCAAUUCAUUGUAAGACUGUAACCUUCACCUUCAUCAAUGUAACUCUAUUACAGAAUGUUAUGCAUUUCUUUAUCUAGCAUAGAUGCAAAAAUCUGGUUAUCGCAGCUUAAUAUCAAGAUUGUUUCAAGUGUUUAAUAAUUAAAUUAUAUUCGCAUAUUUCAAAACCA